This is a messenger RNA of Zingiber officinale, 2168 nucleotides long. RefSeq lists its product as uncharacterized. Lineage: Eukaryota; Viridiplantae; Streptophyta; Magnoliopsida; Zingiberales; Zingiberaceae. Bases 279 to 1847 code for a protein of 522 amino acids. The record is from RefSeq and is a predicted model, not a curated record. The transcript has 3 exons.
CACAUUCUCUCUUUUCUUUUCUCACAUUGUAGACUUGGACCAGAACGAAAAACCCAAGCAGGGCAGGGCAGGGCAGCGCAGCGCAGCGCAGGGCUAGGCGGCCCUCUCCCCCCAACCCGUUCCUUUUUUCCUCUUUCUCGGCGUCACUCCUCUCCUCCAUUCGCAUAUCCAGCUCGCGCUUCGAGAUCUGGUUCCGCGCGGAGAAAAUCCACAGCGAUCCGGAGACGGAGGGUGGGGAGAGGAAGCGGCCGCUCGGCAGCAGUUGUGGCGACGGAUUUAUGGCUGCAAAUGACAAUGGCGGCGCUGGAACUGGAGGCGGCGGCGAAGGCAGCGGCAGGGGCGCUGGUGGAAGCCCCGUGGCCUCGAUUACCAACGCGCCGGCGGCCACCGCUAUUGGGUCCGCGGAGCUGCGGCUCCGUCCUCAGGAGAGGUGGAGUAGAUGGGGAGGCUGCUUUGGAGGACUGUCCUGUUUUGGGUCACAAAAGAGAGGGAAACGAAUUGUUCCAGCAUCUCGAACUCCAGAUGGGAAUGCAUCAUCUAGUCGUGUAAAUGGUCCUCAAUCUGCAGGAAUUUCUAGUGAAAAUACAAUUCUAAACUUGUCUAUUCUUGCCCCACCUUCAUCUCCAGCUUCUUUCACAAACUCAGCACUCCCUUCGACUGCCCAAUCACCAAACUGUUUGUUGUCAAUGUCAGCUAUUUCUCCUGGAGGACCAUCUUCAACCAUGUUUGCAACUGGGCCAUAUGCUCAUGAAACUCAAUUGGUCUCACCUCCUGUGUUCUCUACUUUUACAACUGAACCUUCCACUGCUCCAUUGACCCCUCCACCUGAACUUGCUCACCUUACAACUCCAUCAUCCCCAGAUGUGCCUUUUGCUCGGUUUCUGUCAUCGUCGCUGAAUAUUAGAAGUGCUACAAAAGAUAAUGGAAUGCCUUAUUUAUCAUCUAAUUAUGUUGGAAGUGAAUUCCAGACAAAUUAUCCUUUUUAUCCUGGAAGUCCUUCUAGCAGCCUCAUAUCACCUGCCACCGGAACCCCAAGAACUGGGAUUUCAUCUCCUUUUCCUGAGCGGGAUACUCCUAGACAGUGGGAUGCUUCUGCAUCAGCACAGGAUUCACCAUGUUGCAGAAAUGGUGCAUCAAAGCUGUUUGGACUUAAUUCAGCUGCAACAAGAAAUUUUAUACUAUGCCCAGAUUCCAGUUUCUUCUAUCCUGCAACAUCAGCUCAAUUUCACUUGGACCAGGCACAACAAUCAGUUCCUCAUAGUGCUGGGAGACAUAGUAUGUCCAGGGAAGCUGAUGUUCACUCCAGUGGAAACAGACAUAGUAAAGCCUGCAAACAAGAUGCAGAAGAGAUUGAAGCAUACAGAGCAUCAUUUGGAUUCAGUGCUGAUGAAAUCGUCACAACACAACAUUAUGUGGAGAUGUCGAAUGAAGUAGAUGAAUCCUUUACGAUGUCUCCAUUUGCAAAUACGAAAACUGGAACUGAUCUGUGUCGCACUAACGAGUUUGCCAACAAAGGGAAAAAGUUAUCCAAUUCACUAGAUCCUCUGCUGACAAAGCAAGUUCCUGCUCAGCCUGAAGUUGGAUUGGAUGGCAGUUCUGAUCGGGAUAACAUACAUGCAGGUUCUAGACCGAACUGUCUGUGCGAAAAUGCCUCACCUUUACUUCAUGGUAACACUGACUCCAUUGGUGGAGAGGGAGGUAGCUCAAGGUCAUCAACCGAUCCCCAACUUGGCAAGCGAGCGCAGCCAGGACAGUCAUUCUCAGAUGCAGAAAUUGAUUAUAGGAGAGCGAGAAGUUUGAGAGAAGCCAACACCGCACUGACCUGGCGCAAUUUGCUGAUUAACUGAUCUCCUUCUAUGCUAGUUAGAAGGAUGAUCAAAUCUCCUCUCUAUUAUCAAGUCUUUGAGCUUGCAUGGAAAAUUUUUUUUCUCCUGAUUCAGUCUGUGACUACUUGUAGGUCCUAGCAGCUCGAGCUGUGGUUAUUGGUGAGUUCCUCUCAUGACUCCCUGUAGUCAAAUCGUGAUUAUGAUGAAGACCUUAGUUCCUCUGAUUAAUGUUGUACAGUAGUAUCCUUUAAGCUUUGCCUCUUUGUUUAAGUGUAGGUGGCUUUUAGCUCACCUGUAAAAAGACCUUGCAGAUCAUAAUGAGAGUCGAAUUGCUUUAAAUUA